Molecule: messenger RNA, 585 nt
Organism: Schistocerca piceifrons (Central American locust)
Lineage: Eukaryota; Metazoa; Arthropoda; Insecta; Orthoptera; Acrididae
Product: thioredoxin-2-like
Exons: 2
Coding region: 1-585 (194 amino acids)
Source: RefSeq, a predicted model, not a curated record
AUGACUGAGGAGGUGAAAACAAAAGAGAAGAAACCACGUAUUGAAGUAAAAGAGAUAUCCACCCCGGAGGAGCUAGCGACACUGCUGGAAGAGGCAGGCGAUAAGCUGGUGGUGGUCGACUUCUUCGCCGACUGGUGUGGCCCCUGCAAGAUCAUAUCCCCACGUGUCACGGACCUCGCUAAUGCCCACGAUGACGUCAUCUUCAUCAAGGUUAACGUCGACGAGUGCGACGAAAUCGUCAAGAGGUACGGGAUAAGUAGCAUCCCAACAUUCUUGUUCAUAAAGGCUGGCGAGAAGUUGGACUCCCUCAUUGGAGCCAACUACGAGUUGUUAACUAAAAAGGUGAAAAGGAGCAAGAGCUGGCUGGCGCUUAGGGAGCGCGGCGACAGAAAGAAGGAUGUGGCGGCCGCCGCCGGGGACCCCCGCGGUCCGCCGCAGUCCAUCACGCCGCGGGUCCCACACGCGACUCGCAACGACGCCGCCGGCUCGGCCAGGGCCGAGGGCUCCACCACGGGCUCCGGCCCCGCACCGCUGCACGUACGAACGCACAGGGCUCGCCGCUCGCCGGCCGACGUGGCGAAUUAA